GCCCGAUGAGCAAUGCCCAAGACCCAAAACCAACCACUAACGCAACAGCGUCAAUUACUAUCCAAAGCAAACGAAGAUGUGUUGGUAUGGGUCCCACCCAUGUGACACCCCACCACCAAGCCUACUUAACGGUGCCGUGAGAAGCCGUCACGGUACAACCCAGACCAACUCACGGCACACACCCACCGUUAAAACACCUGAUCCUAAUUCCAUCAACGUCGCAUCCUCCUUCACUAACGUCGUCGUUCCCAAAACCCUAACCCUAACGUCCUCCUAUGGCGUCGUGCGACGACGACUUCUCUCUCCUCGGUGACGACACCACCCAGACAAACCCUAGCCACCACCACCACCACCACCUACCUCAUCACCACCACCUCCACCACCCCCACCCCCACCCCCACCACCACCAUCAGCCAUUUGCUUCUCCCCGGUUUUCUCCUAAGCCUAUUCAAAUCCACGCGCCACCGCCCCCUCCUCCACAACCCAUCCUCAAUCAUUCUGCCGUCGCCGCUGGUGGUAGUCCUGAGAAGAUCGCCUCCGGCGUCGGAGAGGAAGAAGACGAUACCGAUGGAUAUACUGACGCCGCGUUCUGUACCCAGGGCGAUACCAAGUGUCCGGCGGCGUUUCCCGACGUCAACCCUUUUUCUGAGGAGGAUCCGACUCCGUUUGAAGAGGAUUCGGAUCCGAACAAAGCAAGGGGCAGUGUAAGGAAUGAAAAGCGAAAGGAUCGGGAGGAGCUCAGUGAUGGAGGAACCGCGUGUUGUUACAGAAAACAGAAAAUUCCCGGCGGUGGAGCUGUGUCCACCACCUCCACGGCGGCCGGCGGUGGAGAAUACAGAAACGAGUAUAGGAAGGAUCGGGAGGAGUGGAGCGAUACGGCUAUCGGAUGUCUCCUUGAGGCGUACAUGGAGAAGUUCACUCAGCUGAAUCGGGGAAAUCUUCGGGGUAGAGACUGGGAGGAGGUGGCGGCGAUAGUGAGUGAGCGAUGCGAUAAGCAAUCGAAGAGCGUGGAGCAGUGCAAGAACAAGGUGGAUAAUUUGAAGAAAAGGUAUAAGUUGGAGAGGCAUCGGAUGAGUAAUGGGGGCGUUUCCGCUAGUCACUGGCCUUGGUUUAAGAAGAUGGAGGAGAUUGUUGGGAAUUCUUUGCCAGUGAAAGCGGUUUCUGAUGAAGAUAAGAGUAUUGUCGCUUCAGGUAAUAUGCUUCGGCAAUCUAAGAGAUUUGCAAUGGCUACUCCCAGUCCUGUUGGUCAGAUGAAUAAUGUGAAGUCCAAAUCGAUUUCAAAUCCUAGAUGGCGGAGAGUAGUCUUCAAAAUUAGUGGUGCUGCUCUUGCUGGCACUGGCCCUCACAAUAUUGACCCAAAGGUGGCCAUGUUGAUUGCAAGAGAAGUAGCGAUGGCCUGCCGCCUUGGUGUAGAGGUUGCAAUUGUUGUCGGAGGCCGAAAUUUCUUUUGCGGAGACACGUGGGUAACUGCAACUGGUCUAGAUAGACCUACUGCCUAUCAGAUAGGUAUGAUGGCAACUGUCAUGAAUUCUAUAUUGCUCCAGUCAGCCUUAGAGAAGAUGGGUGUUCAGACACGUGUGCAAACCGCAUUUGCAAUGCAGGAGGUUGCUGAGCCGUACAGUCGGCAACGGGCAAUCCGACACCUUGAAAAAGGAAGAGUUGUAAUAUUUGGUGGUAUUGGUGCUGGCACUGGAAAUCCACUCUUUUCCACUGAUACAGCAGCUGCUCUUCGAGCUUCAGAAAUUUUGCAUUAUCUGGAACACUCUUUUGCUGCAGUUAAUGCUGAUGCAGUUCUCAAAGGUACCAAUGUAGAUGGUGUUUAUGACUGCAACUCCAGAAACAAUAAUGUUACAUUUGAGCACAUUUCCUUCAGGGAGUUGGUUUCCAGUGGUGCUACCUCCAUGGACAUGAUGGCCAUGACAUUCUGUGAAGAGAACAGAAUUCCUGGUUGUUGUGGUUUUCAACCUUCUUGAGCCCGGAAACAUUUCAAGAGCAUUGUGUGGGGACCAAGUUGGUACACUGAUCGAUCAAACGGGAAGGAUUAGUUAAAUAUUCAUGAAGCAUCUACUUUCUCAUGCAUCAACUUCAGAACCUCCUACCAUAUUACUGUCCAGCAGUCCCUUAAAGUAAAUGGUGGAGGGCCGCCUACAUUCCACAGCUGAGUGCUUCACCAUUGGGGUUUGGACUAAUUUCAGUAAAUGAUUCCCCUGAUUAUCAGCCUCUAAAAUGCAUGAGAAAGGUGGAUUUGAGUUUCUAUGACAGUCUUAACAUGCAUGAUGCCAGUAACUGAUUGUUUACAAAGGUAACUGCCUGAUUGAUGGUCUACUUCACUGUUAUGGAGUUUCCUCUUGUAUUUUCAUAUUGUAAAUUGCAUUAAUUUUCAGAGAAUCAUUAGUUGGAGAACAGAGUUAGAUGCAGAUAUGUUGAUGACUGAGUGUACUGAAAGUGGUGUACUGACAGUAGUUUUGAAAAUGAGAUACAAUAGAAAGUUGUGGCAACUGGACAAUGAUACACAGAAGUAUGUGGAAAUUCAUGUUUUUUUCUCCAAUGCGUCUCUUUGUCGGAUGGUGUUUUGAAACAUAAAAAGAAUUGGUAAAAGAUGCUAGAGCUGGAAAAAAAGCUGGUAUUGAUAUACUCCGCACGUGAUAAUUGGUUCUCUAUGUCAAGCACAUUCCUGUAAAUGACUAUUUGGUGUUUUGCGUUGGAUACGCAACACUGUGAUGUCUAGGGCUUUUGAUAUCAUAGAUUUGGGGGGAUUGUAUCUCACUAUUUUUUACUCUUAAACGAUUUUCUGUUUGAUUAUAUGGGAAAUGAGAAAUGAGGAACUAUUGUUAUUCGAGGGUAAUGUAAUUUUGAAGUAUUUAUGAC
This is a messenger RNA of Vitis riparia (riverbank grape), 2868 nucleotides long. RefSeq lists its product as uncharacterized. NCBI's taxonomy places the organism in Eukaryota, Viridiplantae, Streptophyta, Magnoliopsida, Vitales, Vitaceae. Gene Ontology annotation, biological process: UDP biosynthetic process. Gene Ontology annotation, cellular component: cytoplasm. Bases 276 to 1973 code for a protein of 565 amino acids. The transcript has 7 exons. The record is from RefSeq and is a predicted model, not a curated record. Gene Ontology annotation, molecular function: UMP kinase activity.